Messenger RNA from Arthroderma uncinatum, 1833 nucleotides. RefSeq lists its product as uncharacterized. The record is from RefSeq and is a predicted model, not a curated record. NCBI's taxonomy places the organism in Eukaryota, Fungi, Ascomycota, Eurotiomycetes, Onygenales, Arthrodermataceae. The transcript is spliced from 2 exons. Bases 1 to 1833 code for a protein of 610 amino acids. Gene Ontology annotation, molecular function: protein binding.
AUGGCACCAGUGGCUCUAGCAUUAGCCGUUCUUCAGACUCCCGGAACCGUCUACGAUCCAUACAUACCUCUACUAGACCCUCGCUUCGAAAAAACAUCCCCGGAUAGCCAAAUCGACACGGAAUAUCCUUCCACCCCGUCAGAGGGCAAUGAAUAUGAUUGGCAAAUCGGUGUCCCCGGUUCUAAGAAGGAUGAUAUGGGCGAGGAGGCAAGACGGCGACAGAAAGAGUACAUUCGCGCGGCUCUGGUAGAAGGGCAACCAGGCAAAGUAAUGGCCAUCUUCCUUGAUCCGGCAAACAACGAUUAUAUCAUGCGUCAAUUACCCGCAACCACCUUCAUAGAGGCCCUUCGACUGCUAUCUCCCUCCUAUUUCGUCGAACCGUGGAGGAAAAUCCAACGAAGCUUCCAUUCUUCUGCCGCAUUAUAUGCCAAGGUUGAGCCACUAGAAAUGAUAUUCACCAAGUUUGCGAAGAAUCUCACAACGAUCGUCGAAGCACGACGUCAAGCGGGACAUACUCUAGGGCUUGCUGAAUAUACCCAUUUGCUGGACUGUGCCCGCUCGAUGGGAAAUGAAUCCAUGGCAAAUACCUUGUGGGAGAGCAUGAUUGCCGAUGGGGUCACGCCGGAUGUAUUAUGUUACAAUCACUACAUGGAGGCCAAAGUAUGGAACAUGGCAUUUAUUCCCAAGGAAAACCAUUCAUUAAGGUCAACGCCUUGGAUUUACCGAAAAAGGCGCCAGGGAACCAGUAAUCCGAAUUAUAGAGGAUACAAAACGGGGACAAACGGUGUACGUGAUGAGGUACAUGAUUUAUUCAAAGACAUGGUGGUACAUGGGCUAGAUGCCAACGAAUCCACGUUUAUACAACUGAUGAUAGCAUCCGGCCGUGAAUGGGAUAUCGCUUCUGUCAAGGAUACAUUGAAGACAGUUUGGAAUAUCGAUACUAGCCUUUUGCAAAGUGGCGAGGAAAACCUUCCUCCUGUUACUCCUUAUCCCACUUCAUCCCCUUUACACCCAACGGAUGAGCUCUUGCUGGCCGUAGCGCACAUCUUUUGCACGAACAAUGAUAUCUCGACAGCAUUACAGCUAGUUGACUUUAUCUCCGUCAGUUAUAACGUCCCGAUACCUCGGCGUACCUGGAUGGAACUUUUUGUCUGGUCCUAUAUUCUGUCUACUAAUAGAUACGGACCUAACCCGGAAGAUAACAUGCUAGGCCAUAUUCCCAAAGACUCCGUCAUCGGCAUUUUCAAAACAAUGACUUCCGAGCCUUACAACAUAGAACCUACACUACAAAUGUACGACGUUUUAACGAAGCUUAAUUGGGGCCGUCAAGCAGUAGAUCCUACGGAGAAGUUCAUGCGUGAUGGGCGAGAAUUAUUUAACACGACGCUGAAGAAACGACGCGCGUUGUCAAGGAACCUCAUUCAGGCGUGGAAGGAUAUGGAAGCUGAACAGAACAAUCACGAAGCCGGUUCCCAUUCGACCCGAGCCACUUCGCGCGGCUUAGGCCGCCAUGUCAACCCCCUUACCCUCACCCCUCCGCCCACGGCCUCGAAAGCGUAUUGGAAUUUAUAUCAUAGGUUCGAAAUCGUGCAGAUGGCAGCGUGUCGAGAACUUGACUAUCUUCAAAGUUGGGCACUCUUUAUGUUACUUCGAAGGCGAUGGACAGGUACCACAUAUGAAUGGGAAAGGAGAGGUCUUCCCGAUAUCGUGAAGGAAUGGAAAUUAUUCCUACCUCAUGUUGUGCGCUACCAUAUAACUGGCGGCAUGGUUGAAUUCGACCCAUCUCAGUUCUGGGGAGAUGACAGGCCAAUUCGGGCGACCCUCCAUCAUUGA